AGCAAACCACCCUUACUUUUGGGAUGAGAGGGAGGACUUUAACCGAAUUUGAGUCUUUCGGGGUACCAGCCCCAUCGGAAACCGGGGCAGUGUGUGUCAGAAGCCGAAAAUCAACAGGAACCCAAGCCGCCAAAUUUGGCUGCAAAUUCUGAGACCGGUUUUUACGUGAACUCCUCCAUCCGCUAUUCCUUGUCUGAACGUUCUGUGAAUUUGUUGAGGACCUGUGAACUAUCGGAACACCGUUUAUUGAGCUUUACAAUAGAUUCGUUUCCGAAAAACGGAUUGUUACAUUUUGGAGCUCGGGGUUAUGGUUUGUUUUUGGACAACUUUUUUGGGGGGGAAUUGCCUUUGUCGCAAUCUGUCCCAUCGGUGUUCUGUACAGUAAUGCGGUUCGAUAAUUUAUUUAAUGAAUCGGUGUUAUAGACAUCUUCCGGCGUAUGUUUUGCUGGAACUUGGCUGUGGCGUUGCGUUAAUGUGGGAGAACGACUCCAUGAUCUUAAAUAUCAGUUCCAGACCUGCUUUACUGUCGUUAGACUAGGGUGCAGCAAAAGCAAAAAGCAGACGCAGAACCACUUCGGGGAUCAAGAAAUUAUUAAAAUGUCAACUAGAACGCCACUACCUACUGUCAAUGAGCGUGACACUGAAAAUCACACCUCGCACGCUGAUGGGCGCAACGAGGUUACCACGCGACCCGGCCGCUCGGGCUCCCGCUGCCGGAACUCUAUCGCCUCGUGUGCCGACGAGCAGCCGAACAUCGGAAACUAUCGGCUGCUCAAGACCAUCGGCAAGGGAAACUUCGCCAAGGUCAAGCUGGCACGCCACGUCCUCACGGGCAGAGAGGUUGCCAUUAAAAUCAUUGACAAGACACAAAUGAAUCCUACCAGUCUUCAAAAGCUCUUCCGAGAAGUCAGAAUAAUGAAGAUUCUAAACCAUCCGAACAUUGUGAAACUGUUUGAGGUGAUAGAGACUGAGAAAACUCUCUACCUGGUGAUGGAAUAUGCCAGUGGAGGGGAGGUCUUUGACUACCUCGUAGCUCACGGGAGGAUGAAGGAGAAGGAAGCCAGGGCUAAAUUUAGACAGAUUGUGUCAGCUGUGCAGUACUGCCAUCAGAAAAAGAUUGUCCACAGAGACCUGAAGGCUGAGAACUUACUCCUGGACGCCGACAUGAACAUCAAGAUCGCCGACUUUGGCUUCAGUAACGAGUUCACAAUGGGCAGUAAGCUGGACACAUUCUGCGGCUCCCCACCCUACGCCGCCCCAGAGCUGUUCCAGGGAAAGAAGUACGACGGGCCUGAGGUGGAUGUCUGGAGCCUGGGAGUCAUACUGUACACGCUCGUGUCAGGGUCGCUGCCCUUCGACGGUCAGAAUCUGAAGGAGCUGAGAGAGCGUGUUCUGAGGGGUAAAUACCGUAUCCCUUUCUACAUGUCCACCGACUGCGAAAACCUCCUCAAGCGCUUCUUGGUGCUCAACCCAUCCAAGCGUGGUACACUUGAGCAAAUCAUGAAGGACCGGUGGAUAAACGCAGGCCUAGAGGAGCAUGAACUGAAGCCAUUCAUGGAGCCAGAACAGGACAUCACAGACCAGAAGAGAAUAGACAUCAUGGUGGAGAUGGGCUACACUCAAGAGGAGGUCACUGAGUCUUUAACCAAGAUGAAGUACGAUGAGAUCACCGCCACCUACCUGCUACUGGGCAGGAAGUCCACAGAGUUGGAGGCCAGUGACUCCAGCUCUAGCAGUAACUUGUCUCUGGCCAAGGCGCGGCCCGCCAGCGAGCACAACAACAACGACCAGUCUUCUGCCCAUCUCAAGACCCAGCGGUCCAUCUCCAGCACCCAGAAACAGAGACGCUACAGCGACCAGGCCGGUCCGUCCAUCCCCUCGGUGGGCUACCCCAAGAGGAGCCAGACCACCUCAGCCGACAACGGCGACUACAAAGAGGACGGGGGUGCUCAGACCCGGAAGUCUGGUUCGUCGGGUGGGCGCAGCAGCGGCAUUGCCCCUGCCAGUCCUCUACUGGAUAAUGCCAACAACCCCAACAAGGCCGACAUCCCCGACCACAAGAAAGGCUCCACCACACCCACCGCUAACUCAGUGUCAGGGGGCAUGACGAGGAGGAACACGUAUGUGUGUAGUGACAGGAAUGCCUCGGACCGCCACUCUGCUGUCAUCCAGAAUGGAAAAGAGAACAGCACAACGGCGACGUCCAGUCAACGGAACCCUGGCGGCGCCACGCCCCCCGACCGGGUGCAUUUCCCCCGUGGCACGGCCAGCCGCAGCACCUUCCACGGCGGCCAGCUGCGGGAGCGCCGCACUGCCACCUACAACGGCCCGCCUGCUUCGCCCACGCUCUCGCAUGACGCCACACCCCUCUCGCAGUCCCGCAGCCGCGGCUCCUCCAACCUCUUCACCAAGCUCACCUCCAAGCUCACACGCAGUCGCAACAUGUCAGGUGAUCAGGAGGACCAGCAGCAGCCUCAGCCCCCCCACGGCCAACACCCCAAGGACACCAAGCCACGCUCCCUCCGCUUCACCUGGAGCAUGAAGACCACAUCGUCCAUGGAGCCCCACGACAUGAUGAGCGAGAUCCGCAAGGUGCUGGACGCCAACAGCUGCGACUACGAGCAGCGCGAGCGCUUCCUGCUGCUAUGUGUGCACGGUGACGGCCACGCCGAGAGCCUGGUUCAGUGGGAGAUGGAAGUGUGCAAACUGCCGCGACUCUCACUCAACGGUGUGCGCUUCAAGCGGAUCUCGGGCACAUCCAUCGCCUUUAAGAACAUUGCGUCCAAAAUCGCCAACGAGCUCAAGUUGUAGGGCCUCCUAAAGAUACGAGGGUGGGGGAGUGUUGAUCGAGCAGGUAAAAUCUUGCGAUUUGAAAUAGACUAAAGCAGGGAUAUUCAACUCUUACCCUAUGAGGGCCGGAGCCUGCUGGUUUUCUGUUCUACCUGAUGAUAAAUAAUUGCACCCAAUCUUGUGUCCCAGGUCUAAAUCAGUCCCUGAUUAGAGGGGAACAAUGAAAACAUGCGGUGGAACUGGCUUUGAGGUCCAGAGUUGUAUUUGACGGGACUAAAGGAGGCUGCGUAACGUGGGGGAAAGAAAGCGCUUCAAAAUGGACUCUGAACGAGCCGUACAGUCGUUAUAAAAAAAACUUAGGUCGCAAAUUCACAACGGUUUUCCUCCAAGACACUUACAAAGUAUGUAUUGAAAACUAUGUAUAGCUUUUGACAAUCAUUUCCUGUGUCUUUGGAGCAUUAUCAUUGUUGAUGAUGUGAGAGGUGGUCUUGAGCUGUCGGGACGUUGGUCUGACAUUGACAUUUAGUUGUCUUGUUUUUUUGCCGAACGCAUUAAUGCCAUUGUGGCUCUGGAACAGGGCUCUCCAAGCCUGCUCCCGGAGAGCUAUCAUCCUGUAGGUUUUUGCUACAUCAGGUUAGUUACAACUGUGGUUGGAUUGAAAACCUACCGGAAGGUAGCUCUCCAGGAACAGGGUUGGAGAGCCCUUGUCUGGAAGAUGCCUCCCCAUUGGGAGUUUAAACUCUCAUACGAGGGAGUGGAGGAAGAACAUUACAAAUGGACCCCUUCCCCCUCUUACAGAGUACCCAGAAUCUCUCUUGCCAAGAGAAUAUGGCUGCCAGAUAUGAGUGGUUGGAUAGCCUAGCUAAUUGCACAAGUAGUUACGGUAUUAUUGUCAAAUACUGUUGAUUUUGGCAGUUUGCGCCCUCUACCCUUACUUAGCCAGCUUCUACACACUUGCACACACACUUUCAUUCUAUGAUUUGAACCGGUUGUUCAUCCAUGUGAUAACAGCAUAAAUGCAAUGUAUGGACCCAGCUAAGCCUCUGCUGUACGGGGUCACCCACUCCAGAAAGCAGGGCCUGGAGGAUGACGCACUUCGGCAGACCCACGAUUUAAAAUGGGGGAUUGUUGCAAAGUAUCAUGGGACUGGGUCACUCGCUACAAAAAAGAGACUUCAGUGAAGAUUUUCCUUCCUGGCAUAUCUGCAUAUUUAGUUUUUUUCCCCUUUGUUUGCAUAAUUGUUUCAACGGUUCUCUUCUCAGAUAUUACUGAAAUGCCCCCUUCUAUCUGGUCCCACCUACCUGGGCCGGUUCAGAUGUGGUCGGCCAUUCCUGGAACAGAUCGAAGAUCAACCACGGCCAUAUUCAGGCCUUCAGUAUUCACUUCCACCCUCCUAAAAACGCUGGCACUGUUUUUUUUGGGGGGGUGGGGGAGAAUGUAAAUAAUAUACCUUAGUUUUGCAACAGCUGCAUAUUGAUAUACUUCCUUGUUUUUUUAUUGAGCCCGGAGCUGUGGAAUUAGUGUUAACUCAUUCAUCACCGGGUAAGUUUAACACGUGUCUCUAUUAAAAUACCUUCAGUGACUAGCCUCUGUGUCUGACUGAAUCCAUGGCAACUUCAAGGGUUGUGGGUUCGAUUCCCGCAUGAGACACCUAACGAAUGUGUUGACUUCAGAAGUCGCUUUAGAAAUAAAGUGACCAUAUUCUCUCUUGCAAAAGCUAUUUGGUCAAUAAAGUUUUAGAUGAAAAUGCUA
Messenger RNA from Salvelinus namaycush (lake trout), 4542 nucleotides. Its product is annotated as MAP/microtubule affinity-regulating kinase 3-like. Gene Ontology annotation, molecular function: ATP binding; protein serine/threonine kinase activity. Bases 598 to 2811 code for a protein of 737 amino acids. Gene Ontology annotation, cellular component: plasma membrane; cytoplasm. The transcript has 16 exons. Gene Ontology annotation, biological process: intracellular signal transduction; protein phosphorylation. The record is from RefSeq and is a predicted model, not a curated record. NCBI's taxonomy places the organism in Eukaryota, Metazoa, Chordata, Actinopteri, Salmoniformes, Salmonidae.